Molecule: messenger RNA, 6359 nt
Organism: Plodia interpunctella (Indianmeal moth)
Lineage: Eukaryota; Metazoa; Arthropoda; Insecta; Lepidoptera; Pyralidae
Exons: 16
Coding region: 740-2476 (578 amino acids)
Biological process (GO): autophagosome-lysosome fusion
Source: RefSeq, a predicted model, not a curated record
AGUGUCAAAGUGAGCGUGUACACGUCGGGUUGUGCUAUCCUCUCUACAUUUCAUUAUUUAGAACCUUUGUACAAAGAAUAUGACUCGAAAAAUGUUUUUUCAUUCGCUUAAAAUAUACCAGUCCAUUGUUUUGUGUUGUUAGACCGUGUAUUAGCUGAAUUUUAACGUGUAUCACCACAGUGCAGCUUUAGAUAGCAAAAUAAUGUAUUUUAUCACGCCGCCGCAGUCUUCUGUUUGAAUUGUCAAGACAUUGUUGUGGGAUCGAUUUUUAGGUGUUAUUAACGAAAUUACCACGGUGCUUUCAAGUGAUAUUACUUAAACGACGUUCAUGCUAAACAAACACAACACAAAGCUCGCGUUUCCUCUGUAUCCCCAAAUCGAUAUAAGUUAAUAAAAAAUGCAUAUUUUCACCAUGGUUUCAUAAGUGUUCGGGUCAAUACAGUAACCGGCUUGGAUUAAGCACCGAUUUUGUUUAUUUUAUUAUUCUAUAGUGUUUGUGUUCACUUGUGUGACCUGUGUGAAGUGAUGAUUAUAAUCACAUACUCAAUUCGUGCACUCAAGAUUUCAGCAAUACGUAAAGAAGCUGUCUCGUCCUGCGAAUGAUUUGGAAGAAAAUACGAGAAUACUCACUCUGGACUCCAGUGGAGAUAAAAACAAAAUAAAUCCAAUAUUAUGUGAUAAAGAGUGUCCGUGUGUGUAGUGUUAUAGUUGUUUGUAGUCGGCCAUCUUGUUUCGCGAAAUGGGCGCCAUUUUGUAUGCGCUCCCAGCGGGCCCUGGCGGGAUCCUGACGCAAGUGAUCCUGCUCCUCAGUUUAGCCGUAUAUUCGUCUUACGGCGGUGGCUGCACAUUCCCUCCCGGCUGGACGGGCAGCUGGUUCCAGUCCGGGACUCCUGGACUCAUCGCCAUCAACUCCACGCACAUCCACUCCAAGGGAGAGUGCUCCGAGACCGACUCAUACGACAAGUUCCUGCUAUAUGACAGGAGCGAAGACUGCUUCAGGUGUAUGGUGAUUCACGAGAAGCACAAAUAUGUUCUACAGUAUAAAGAGACUUACUGCUCGUCGAAAGACUCGCUAGCGUCUAUAUGUGAGAUGAUCAGUGGCGAUGCCGCGCUGUACUCCAUGUUCCGGAAGGAACCCAGGCCUAUACCAGAGCAAUGUCCAUUCCAUCCUCCGCCAUUCACUUUUACAUACAACCGUGGAUCGGGCGACUGCACCAAUCCUCCAUCUCGCGCUGAGUCGUGCACAGAUGACUCGAGGUUACUCCUGCGUUACAUGGCCUGUCCUGAUGUGCCUGGCACUGAGAGCAACGUUGAGGAGCUGGUCUGCCUGGCCACGUGGAAGGAAGGCUCGACGCGGUACCUGGUGGGCCAGAUCUCACAGGUCAACCGGAGGAACUCCAUAGCCUCUGAUGAAGAUACAUACAGAUGUUUCAUCUACAAGGGCCAGCACAAUGACAAGACGAUGACGUACAACAUAGCGCAGUCCGGCGACGCCACAUGUAACGGCCUGUCUUCACCGACCGACGGGAGCAGGACUAUGAAGCUUACUAACAGUGACGACGAGCACAACCGGUGUCACUUCCCCUCCUGGAUCGUGGACCACCACAAGUGGUUCAGUCUGGACCACUCGCACCAGUACCACUUCACUAAGAAGAACGCUACUCUCAAGAUAAUGAACUCCGACGGCAGUUUCGAAGAGAUGCGACUUGUGUGCCACUCUAUCUUGGAGCAGAAAGACAAGAAACACAUCAAGCUGAUCGCACACGUCACUAGUGGAUGCGAGUCCGGACACGUGUGCCUGAAGCUGUGGCGGCGUGCGGGCGGCGUGCUGGAGCUGCAGCAGAGCGCCGCGCGCUGGGAGCUGGCGGCCGGCGCUUGCGCGGACCGCGAUCUGCCGCACGUCACUCUCGUCACUACGUCCUUGAUGCCAAUGCGUUGUCCAAUCAUCGGGCGGUACUCUGUAAUCAACUCCCUGCCGGACAAGCGACGCCGGCGACAACAAACUACUAUUGGCGACACAGAGAUUCAAGACGUGUCUCAAGCGGAAUGUUCUCCAGAAUUUUCGAGCGUAUUCUUCGGCUGUGGCGCCCAACAGGACACUAUUGAGUUCAAGGCUGGAUGCUCUGAUACAGUGUACUCGUGCUACGGCGGCUGGGCGGAGCGCGGCGCGGGCUUCGUGAUCGCGGCGUCGCGCGCGCGCGCCUCCGCCGCGCCGCGCGCGCUCUGUCUGCGCUAUCUGCGCCGCGACUACAACGACACUCGUGUCGGCGUGGAACAGCUGUCGGUGUCUAUUGUGUCGCGGUCGUGUGACCGCAGCGUGGUGCCAGGCAUCGGCGGCGACAACGCCUACAACCUCACUAAAAACGGCACGUGCGAGCAGAGCAGCAUGUACAAUAGCUCCAGCGUUCGUCUCCUGCCGCAUUCGCUCGCGAUCGUGUUCGCGAUCAUGUUCGCGAACAUGCUCGCGUGGAGGUGAUAGACGUGACUAGUUUCAUACAAGUGCGUUUCGUAAUUCGUUUGCCAGUUGUAUUCUUUUCUGAAAGUGAUUUUUACGCACCCAGGUUUUUAAACUAAAAGUGUUUAGAUCACCUGGGUGAAUAAGCUGAGGUGAAUUAUGUUUACGGCACGUUUCUGUGGAUGAUCCAUUGAUUCUCAAUUGAUUUCGCGUCUGAGGUUAAUGGUUAUGUCGUAUUCUAUACAACUAUUAUAUUAUGUGGCCGUCCAAAUCAAAAGGGACGUUAUGGCGCCCGGCACUUACGCCAUUAUUGCCGUUGUUUUGUAUUCGAACAACGGCAAUAAAGACCUAAGUGCCAGCCGCCGUAAGGUCCCUUUUGAUGUGGACGGCCACAUAUAUUUAUGUUUGCAAGGGUAGUUGUCAAAUCUGAUACCUUUUUCCAUGUGUCAAAAAUAAAAAAAAAUAUAUGGGGCUUGUAUGACAGUGAGCGCAAGUGACGUCACAGUUGUUGGAAUCAUAAAUACAUUUAAUGAGAACAAUACUUAAUCCAUACUAAUAUUAUAAAGUCUGUCUGUUUCGCUUUCACGGCUAAUGCGCUGGACUGAUUUUGUUGAAAUUUUAAUUUAAUUCAUUCAAAUUUCAUUUAAAUAAUAAUAAUAUUCAAAAAUUAAUUUAAUAUAGGUUACUUUUUUUUUCUUCAAAUGGGGGGUGUUUGUAUGAAAAUCAUAUCCGCUAUUCCGCUUUCGCAGAGAAAUACUCGCGGGCGAAGCCGCGUGCGAAAGCUAGUGUUACAUACUAUAAAAAAACAUUGAUAAAUAAAGUGAUAUUUGAUUAUCGUGUUUCAUUAAGUGAAUGCAUUUACAUACGUUUUAUUUUAUUUUAUACACAACUAGAUGUUGCCCGGGAAUUUUGAGAUAAAACAUAGCCUAUAGCAAUAAUGCAUAAUGUACCUUUCUAAUGGAGAAAUAAAUUUUGAAAUCGGUUCGGUAGUUUCGAAGAUUACCCGCCUUAAACUCACUAAGUCACAAACUCACAAACGCCUCUUUAUAAUAAUAGUACAGAUAUAAUGUUUUAUACAUUUUAUUUUAUAGACAAAAACCCUAUUAUAGUAAUUGUUUUGGAGUUUUCUGCGCCACCACAAACAUAAUAAUAACAACUAUAUUAUAUAUGUAUGGAACAUUAAUAUGUAGAUCACAAAUUAAAUCAGAUUUACGAAUACCAAUGGAUCCUUUGCAUAGAAUAGUGAUUAUGUAUACCAAUUUUUUAACUCUUAUUGUACAAUCUUUCCAUUCGAGACACAUUUAAUUAUUUAAAUCAAUUUUAAUCCACUUAUUUUCCGUUAUAGAAAAAAUGUAUUUUAACUUUUGUGAUAGAUGAAAAUUAUUUUCGUAAAGUUGGCAGCACAUUUUUAGAUUUUAUCGAUUGUCAAAAUUUUGGUUACGAUUCUUUUAUGAUUUUUUUUUUGUUAAAAUUACAUUAAUUAUUAUCUUUAGGAUAGGACAACUAAACAAUGUUUAAAGAAACGAAGAAAAAGUGAUCAAUAAUGUAAAUAAAAAGAUGGUAUUUGAUAAAGAUGCGUAAUUAAAAAAAAACAUGCGAUUUUUUAAGCACAGACAUAAAAGUGUACAGACUUGACAUUUUUUUAAAAAGAUUGGUUAGAUUGAUAUUAUGAUACGUAUAUGUUAUUAAUAUGUUAUACUAGGUCAAAUUAAGUGGUUUUAAAGUCGUAGAAUGAAAUGUUGAUGGUUUGACAAUGUGGAUGAGAAAUAGUAGGAACCUUGGGCUCCGACGCUGGGAAGAACUGGGAGAUCGCUCAGAUGAGAUAGAGAGUUGACACACAAAAACUCUGACUCUUCCUAACAAAUGUCCAGUGUGAAUACUUGUGUAUCUGUGAAAAUAAUGUUAUAUGUGUACUUUUAACUUUAUUUUUAUUAUAUUACUAGGCAGUUUAUAAGCGUGGUCGUUAUAUUUUAAAAAAUAUGUCGGCCAUUUUGUACAAUGUCUAUAUUACAUUAUUUAAUAGCGGACGCUUUUAAAAGUAUACAUUUGUACUGUAUGCUUAUUAUAAAAUUAAGACUAAAAUUAGAUAAACGAUAAUGUAGACAAUUAUGCUCAGCAUUUCUUUUUUAGUUUCCAAAUCGUCCAAUGUAUUUUUUAAGUUAAGUAUUUAAUUUGAAAUAGAUUUUACGUAUGUAGGACGCGAUUUAAUUAUAACGUUAUAACGAUAUUUAUUGUCUAUGGCCUUAACGUUCAGAAAUAAUGUUUUACCAAUCAUGAAUUUGCGUCGCUUUUUAUUAUUUCCUUUACAAAUGCUCAAUGAUUUGAAUUUUUAAAAACCAGUUAUCAAUCUUGACCAACAGUAGUUUUAUAUAUUAUAUGAUUAUUAAAUAAAAAGUAUAUGUAAUUGCUCAUACGAGAAAAUAGUUCGGGAUUUUAUUUGUGAUAUGAAAUUUAUCUUUUAAGGCUUAAAAAUAUAUGUAAAUAUUCACUAGUAAAAGUUCCUGACACUGUUUAUUUCACGCGCUUUUAUUUUAAUUUAUUAUACUUACAAUUUUUCUGUUUGUAUUUUCCACUUGGCGUUAGAUUUAUUGGUACAAAAAAUCCAUGCAAGAGUAAACUGAUAUUAUUUUUAUCUCGCUGCUGUUAGAUUUUAUUCAACUCCCUUAUAGGCACCUGAUAUGACUUUCAAGACACUGUAUUCAAGUAUUUAUUUCGAGACUUCUUAUGUAUGUAUAUAAUAAAUAUCAGAAAUUGUUUGACUAUUAGUGAUGUUUGAGUUUAACGCCAAGUGAAUAAUAUAACCUUUUAUUCAUAAAAAAGUAAAAACAUAAUUUAGCUUAACGUAUGUUUUGUCUCUUUCUAUCAAUGGCAAAUAUUGUAAAGGCCGAUAGUGAUAAAACAUAUUUUAGCUUAAAGUAUGUUUUAACUUUUUUAUGAUUACCGGUGUAAAGUUCAAAACUAUAUAGUUUUAAGUCUUGAAUUAUGUCGAUGCUUGCCUAAACCUGUGAAGCUUUGAAGGAGCGGAGUUGCUUGUUUCGUCCAUUAUGGCAGCUCACGCGCGAGACUGCUUUAAAGGCGGGAAAAUCUUGAGCUAAACUAGCAUAAUUAUUUUUAACAUUAUAAUGUUAUCAUAAACGCGCUAUUGAACAAGGAUUUGAUAUUUACGAUCUGUAGUCAAAUAUUAGUGGUAUUUAAAGUAUAUAAUUCAUUGCUCAAGAUUUUUCCCCAGUAGUUAUGAAGUUGAAGACCCAGAUCAUCAGAAUCUUAAAAAAACGAUAUAAAACGUAGCCCAAAAAGACUAUUGUAAAUAAAAUUAGUUGGAUACUUAUAUACAAUCAUAUUUUAUAAGUGUACAAUGUAAACGCAUUUCUAAAAUACAGGACGAAAGUAUUAAUUUUUAAAUACCAAAACGAUAAUAAAUAGUAUAGAGGGAAAAUUAUAUAAUUAAAUCAAAUGUUUUCUAACAGCCAUUUUAAAUUAAUUUCUAUUUUAAAAAAUCGACUAAAAGUGUUAAGUGCACGAAAAUAAUUGUAAUUUCACAUUAGCGAUUAAGGAAAUUUCUGUUUGAAUUAUUUAUUGAUUGUAUUAAAAAUAAGAAAUUUUUCCACGAUGUGAAUAAGUGCACGGAACGAUUUAUGUAAAAAAAAUAUAGUAAUGUAUGGGAUUUGUAAUUUAUAUGGCUUGUAAAUAUGUUUUAUUAAUUUCAUUUUGCUGUCUAUGUAAUUUUGUGAUAAUUUCCUAUGCUUCAUAAAACUCCAUUUUGUGUAGAUAAGCGUUCGUAAAGUUUUUUGACGUUUGCAUUUUUUUUUGUAAACCAAUCACGCCAUGGGAUACGAUUUGUAACUAUUAAUGUGUAAGCCUAUUAUUAUAUUUUGAUUACUGAAAUAUAUUUGAAAACCAAGUA